Molecule: messenger RNA, 363 nt
Organism: Talaromyces proteolyticus
Lineage: Eukaryota; Fungi; Ascomycota; Eurotiomycetes; Eurotiales; Trichocomaceae
Exons: 1
Coding region: 1-363 (120 amino acids)
Source: RefSeq, a predicted model, not a curated record
AUGUCUCUUAAGACAACGUGGGACGUUGCACGCAACGACUUUCUCGGACUAUGGAAAGCAUGGAGGGUGCGGCGGACGGCAAGAAAGUUGACAAUCGAUAUUGCGAGCGGUUUUGGUAUGAUACUGGCGGCUGCAGAUUCACCGACACUUCACUGGAUGCUGGUAAUGCUGGCAAUGCUGGCAAUGGGGUCCGAUGGGGCAACAAAGAGUGGUUCAGGCAUGCAUGGGCUAUGCAAGCGCAACACAAUCCCCACAAGGACGAUUCGAGGACAAGAAGAGGAAGAACAGGAAGCGGAUCGGAGUAGCACAGAAGAACAGAAAAAGAGAAGAAACAAACGAGGGCGACGACAAAGUCGACGUUGA